Prorocentrum cordatum is the source of this 1047-nucleotide messenger RNA. The record is from the annotation of a GenBank genome assembly. NCBI's taxonomy places the organism in Eukaryota, Dinophyceae, Prorocentrales, Prorocentraceae.
GCUGCGGACGGGGCGGCCCGGGCGGCCCGCCGGGCCCCGGCCGGGCGCGGCGGCGGCCUGGGCGUGCACGAGCUAGAGGACUUCGAGGACGUGGCGGAGGACCUGAGGUGCUGUGUCUGCCAGGAGGGGUACCACUUCCAGCCCGAGGAGGUGCUGUGCGUGUACAUCUUCGUAAAGCCUGUAGCGGUGCAGGCGGCGCAGGUGUCGCCGGAGCCCCGUGCGGAGGGCGAGGCCGCGUCCUACCGCGUCGCUCCCCGCUUCGGGAUGUGCUCCGUGUCGCACCUCACCGUGAUCCACUGGCACUGCCACCAGAGCGCCACCCGCGCGGCGGCCGACAUGCGCAAGCCGCAGGGGGAGUGGGAGUCGGCGACGGUGCGGAACUCGUCCUCGAAGUGCAACGCCCUCGUGCCAGUGCUGGGCCCCUCGCUGCCGGACGCAGCGGCCUCGCGGGCGCUCGAGAGGCACUUCGCGCACCUGGCGCAGCUGGCCAAGGGCCACUCGCAGUCGGUGCUGAGCAGACGCGCCGCCUGCCUCCUGCAGGACCUCCGGCUCUGCUUCGUGAGAAUGGCCUGCCAGGAGUCCUUCUCCGUGGACACGGGGGGGGGCGGGCCCCGCCACAACAUGUGCGUCGCCUUGGUGAAGCUGCAGCUGCUCACGUGCGAGGAGAGCCUCGCAGGCGACCUGGCCAAUGAGCUCGGCGAGCUGGAGAGCAAUGUUAUCGCCCCGAUGCUCGACUUCGGCGACCCCGCCGAGGCCGGCGGGGCGCUGGAGAGGUACAAGCCGGCCGGGCAGGCCGAGAGCGCCCACCCAGGCCACCUCUGGGCGCACUGCGCGCUGGCCGCGGCGCUGCGCGCCGCCACGCCCGGGGGCGGCGCCGGCCUCGAGUGGUCCGCCGGGACCAUCUGGCGGCUGCUGGCGCUGGCCCUGGAGGUCACGCGGCAGCACGGGGCGAUGAAGUGGGACCUGCGCCGGGGCCCCGGCUCGCCGCGCGGCUCGCCGCAGUCGGCCCCUCCAGGGUCGCCCCGCUGGCCGCCGCAGUCGCCGGGC